UGGCGGAGGCUUCGACGACGGAGCUCUACCUCUAGCUGUUAAUAAGGAUGAUCAUGUUGUGGGGGGGACUUCGUUAUCCCCAGACGACGGAGGACACAUAAGAAAAAGAAGAACGCAAAGAAAAUGACUUACUUCAAGUCUGAUGAGAAGAGUGGUUUAUCUUCUGAAGAUGAAGGAGACAUUCAGUGUGAGAUCCUGGAGAGGGAGAGGGAUGAAGCCAAUCAGAGACUCUCUGAGCUGGAAGAAGUCUCCAGUCACCUCUUGAAGGAGAUGAACGUUCUGGAAAUCCAGUUUCAGAUUGAGCGCUCUUGCAGGGAGAGCGCCGAGGCUCUGGCUGUGAAAGUGUCACAAGAGAACAAAGUCCUGAAGAGGAAAAGUCAGAUGCUGAUGCCUCUCAUCCCUGAGCUGCCUGAAAACAUAGCUGCUUUGACAUUUGACCCAGAGACGGACUCAGAGGUUAACAGUGACCCGAUCAAUGCUGAUGAGGAUGGCAGUGAGGAGACUCUGCUGCUAAAGAGUCAGGCCAAAAUCGCAGAGCUGCAGGCAUCAGUAGACAGUCUCCUGGCUGAGAAGCUGCAGCUAGAGCAAAAAGUGGAAGAUCUGACCAAAGAGCAGGUCCAACUCCAAGAGCAGCUUGCUCUGGAGGUGGGGGAAAAAGAAGUUAUACUGAGGAAAUUAAACAAACAGAGCAAAACCAUGAAUAAAAUCAAACGAGUCUCCCAGCUUGUCAGCGAGGAGUUCACAGAGAUGUCUCAGAAGCUGGAGCUGGAGCAGGGCCUCCGGGCGCACGCUGAAGUCUUCGCCCACCAGAUGUUGGUGCAACAGAAAGAGGCUCAGAGACAGAGCGUGACGCUGACGCCAAGCUCGGACACAGGCCUGCAGCUGCAGCAGGCGCUGGAGCAAAUCUCCACCAUCAGCACCACACUGAGUGACAUACAGCGUUGUUACCAUGACCAGAUAAAGCAGAACCAGGGCGCUGUAGUGGAGAGCAGCAUUGUAUCUGAGCUGCAGGAGCUGAAAGAACAGCUGGAGAGGAACGAGGGGGAGAGGAGGGCCUUAGAGACUCAGCUAACUGAGGCAAACACCACAGUCACACAACUUCAGGAAGAAGUAAAAAAGUUACAAGAGAAACUGGAUAGGAGAGAUAAAACAGAGGAACCUGAAGGUGGAUCCACUCCUGCUCCACCUCCUCUUCCUCCUCCACCACCACCUCCUCCUCUGCCGCCUCCUCCACCUCCCUCUGCUGUAAUGAAUCCUCUCGAUUUCCUGAAAAGCAGGAGAAAAGAUGGAGCCAGUAAAGCUGAUCAAAACAAUUCAGGCUCAUUGGUGGACAUGAAGCUAAAAGCAGUGGAUGAAAUGAUGGAGAGAAUAAAGAAAGGAGUUGUCCUGAGGCCCAUGAAAAUAAACCAGGACGACAACAGCGCAUGGAAGGACCAAAGGAGUGAGAAUAGGAAGUCAGCAAUACAGGAGCUGAAAGGAAUGCUGGACAACAUCAAACGUCAGCCCCAGCACAGACUGCCGUCCCGAAGAGGGAUGGGGCGACAUGUUGGUGAAGCAGAGCUCAUGCAGGUUCUCCAGAGGAGGAGGAGGGCGAUGGGAGAAAACCGAGACCCCUCCUCUUCAACACAAACACAGGACCCUCAGCCAGGACCACAAAGUGCCCCAGCAGCAGCAGAUGUUCCCUGGGCCGGUGAGACUGGCAGCGCUCCUGUGCUCCGGAGGCUGAGACAGAACAGAGAGAAGAGAGACUCUCGCAUCAGAGCGUCAGCGCUGAUCAUCAACCAAGAAAGCUGAGAGACGGAGAAAGAUCUCAACACCAGCACAGUUUAUGUUUAGAAGAGGAGUUUGGUGACUUUAACUGCAGCUGCAAACCUUUUUUAGCAAAUUUCACUUGUCUGGUAUCUAAAUUUCACUUCUAUCAACUUGUAGCUUUUUUUUUUCCUACAUUGUAAAGCACCUUGUGGUUAUUAUUUGAAAGGGGAUAUAGAUAUAAACUUGACUUGCUUCUUUGCUUACCUAUUUACAUAAAGCUUGCCUUCAGAAGAAUUUUUUCUUAAAGAUGUUCUUUACUUUUGAAAUAUCUUACAAUCAAAGGUCAGUGGCUCUUUCAUUUUGGUUGAAAAGUAGAAACAAUGACUUUAGCUUUGAUUUAGGAAGCAUCUGGAUCAAAAAAUGUGGAGAAUACUUCUCAAUGUUUGUCUGAUCUACAGUAAGGCUACACCUUCUCAGGGCUGCAUAAAAAAAAAAACAAAAAAACAAAGGAAAGCAUUUUCCAGAUACCGUUUAACCUAGAUCUGCUCCAAAUGGCCGGAACUUGUUGCGUGUGAAGGUAAAAGAAACCCAGUCAGCCGUGUUUAAUUUUCAACAUCACUCUUUUGAUGCCUUGGUUUGAGAUGAUCUAAGUGCAAGUUUUUUAACCUGCAGAAUAUAGAUGGAAAAAAAAAGCCCGAGCCAUAAAAAAAUCACUUAGGUUAUAUGAAAACCCCCGCUGCCUUCUCUCCUGAGGUGUCCGCCUCUUAAAGCUCAGUCCAGCAGAAGAGCAGAGACGGCCAUUUUUUUCCUGGCACAUUAAAGAUCUCACACCCGGGGCACAGAGGUGUUGUUGAGAUAAGAGCCUCAGGUGAUCUGUGCACGUCUUCCUGAAAGUAUCUUUAAAUGCGGCAGGUCGCCUUUUGUUUUCUCACCUCGGCACAGAUUCUGUAUAUCUGCAUGCAUGAAUGAUCUCGUGCACCACACCCUCACAGCACCCACCUGCAUGCCCGCCUUUGUUAAAAGUGUUUGAAGAGGAGGAUGAGAUUAUUCUCACCUUUGACUCCAACAACAUUUUAGUUUCUUCACACUGUUUCACAUUAUAUAUUUACUUUAUUUAGCUCCUUUUACCUGGAGGUCUGGGCCUUUUCACUCUUAGCAUACAUUUUUUAUUAUUUUCCUCCUCAAUCUCAGAAGGUGUCAGCUUUUGGGAUGCUGUAAUGUAUUCUGCCCCCACCCAGGGUGUUAUUGAAACAAUGCACAUGAAAGCCAGUGUGUGUUUAUGUAUCAAAAGAGAAAGAAAAGAAGAAAGAGCUUGGGAUAAAGGGAUAGUAACAGAGACAGCAGGGCCUGAAUCUGAUGCAGGGAGACCGAAAUAUGGAAGCCUUAAGUGGACAGAAAUCCAUACAUUUGACUUACUAUGCAUUCCUGUGACUUCUCAUUGUCAUUUCUGGUUGUUUUCUUGAGACCUUGCCUCCUUUUUCUCAUACCACAGAAAUAUAAAAGCACAAAAAAUAUAAAUAUGUCUUUUCUCAUUAUUAUGGACAAUUGCAGUGUCUCAUAUUGUGCAGCACUUCUCAACCUUUUUUCUGUUAAGCACCCUUAAAAAAUUUCACAUCAACCCGGUCAAAGUAAAUUGAUUAAAAAAAAAAAAAUUUACACAUCCCUGUGACUGCUGAGGGAUUCAUGUCGAAAUGAAAUUAAUAAGAUAAACUAUUAUUAAUAUUAGUUAUAAAAUAAUAGUGAUACUGAACUGGUGGGUAUGGACCCAAAUGUGGGUUGUGGAGAGUUUUUCCCAGUGAGUAUCUGAAAAAAAAGGCAGUAAAAGUAUGUGAUGUACUGUAGCCAUUAGUGGUUAUACAUCAUGCAUUAAUGUUAGCUUUAAUGUUUAUCUCGUUUUCUUGAAAUGACAAGGCUGCCCUUUCAGUUAUAGAGAGGUAAUUUCACAAGAUCCCUGGAAAAUUGACAGUAUCCAUUGCAAUGGGGAAAUGGGAGGUAAAUUGUAUGCUUUGUCCUGUCUUUUUUUUUUUUUUUUCAGCCAAGAUUGGAACGGCAACAUUUUCAUAAAAUAAAUAUGCAGAUAGAUCUGUAGAUUUUUUAUUUUGUAAUUUGGGUCAAAAUUUGUCAUUUAAGAGAUUGUUGUGGGUCCUAGGGCUGGAUAAGUUCAGAACUGCAGUAAAUUACUUUAUUAAAACAGUUAAAUGCCUGUAUUUUAAUGGGAUGGGAUUACCUCAGAAACACAUUUUGGUGUGUUUUGGCCAACCUGCAUAGUUGAAAAUAAAAGAAAAUCUUGAUUCUUGCCCACUGCCUACUUACAUACACCUAUUUAUUCUCUGACCCAGAUGCUGACAUGAAUUCAAGGAAAGUGGAAAUGAGACAAUUUUGAUAAUGUUGGGAUAGCUAAUGAUCUUGAUAUUCAUGGUAAUUCUUGGUUUAAUUUAACCCUUUAAAAUCUAGUUUGUCGCCAGCAACUCACUGGGGAAGCACACUUUGUAUUACCAUUUGUUUGUGCCAUUGGAAACGGUUUCUGAAAGGUUAGAAACUGUGCUUCACAGCUAACAUGGUUAUUACUGUAAUUUCCCCUUUUCUCACUAAACCUUUUUAUUUUUCCCUUUUUAAAACUCUCUAAACAUGCCUUAAAUUGUAAGUAACUGCCAGAUAUUGAAAGUUCUAAGUAUUCUGGAAAAAUGAGCAAGGGCACUUACAGGAAAUUUUCUGGGCCUUUUAUGAUUAAAAUAAGAAAAAGAGUUAAGAGGCUCAGGUGAUAAAGGUUAAAGCAUUUUGUAGGCACUCUUGAUGAUUCCAGAUGUAACCCCAGGGCUGGUAUGGCCUAUCAGAGUGACCAUUUCUUUUUGGGUUUUUUUAUUGAUAAUUCAGGUUUAACCGUUCGCAGAGGUCACAGUUCAGUUCGUACCUUAAUUGGGAUUCAACGGGAAAAAAGAAACAGGAAGUCCUGGAUGGAUAAUUCUGGCUCUCUUAUUAUUUUGAACUGGCAGUAGUGACAGUUACAUAAUUUCCAUCUUGCGUUGUUUAAAACUACCUGACAUAGAACAGUGGGUAGUGUGUUGAACAAAGAAAGAGCAAAAUGAAACAGUUCAAAGUAAAAAGCAGCACAGGUGUCAGUGAUUUUACUGAUUUUAAAUUAUAAAAUAAAUAGAGCAUAAAAAAGCUUGCGUCUUUGAGCCAUUUAUCAUAUGUGCUAAGCCACAGCUUUUGUGAGCCACUAAGUCAACAACAGAACCGACACUGAUGAGAUUUCAGCACUUUUAAUGCUUAAUUGAAGCCAGGCUGACCCUACAGAUAGAAUAUAUCUGCAUGUAUUUGCAACAGUAAAGUUUUCAUUUGUGUCUGCUUUCACAUUCAGUGGCUUUUUAAACAACUUUUACAAACAGCAAAAAGUUACAAGCAUUGCUGCCAGCUGUAUUAAGGUGUGGAUACCAUGUAAAGGCCUUGUGUGAUUGUCUUUUUCCUCCAUUCAGACUUUUUUUGUUGUGUGACUGCAUGCAGCAAACUGUGAUGUCUGAACUGUGACAGUUUGAGAUGAAUAUAAAUACUGUUAAGCCAAUGCUAGAUUGUUGUAACUUUUCUCAUUAUAAGGAAACAAACAGUGUUGAUAUCUUCAGAUAUGAACAGAUAAAUCAAAAUUAAAAUAUUGAUAUCUUGAGAUAAGACAAGUCAAAAUUUUCAGAAACAACCAACAAUCUCUCUGUAUUACAGGAAAAUCAAUAAAAUGCAUGGAUGCAUGUCUACAUAUGGCUUCCAUACAAAUGGAAAAUGAUCUCUUUUUACGUUUUAAAUCACUGUACUCUUGGGCACCUUCAGAGCAGCAGAUUUUUUUUUUCUAGCAUUCCCCAGAUCUGUGUUUCGCUCCAGUCCUGUCUUUGCAGGCAGUUCCUUUGACCUCUUGUCUUAGUUUUUGCUCUGGUAAGUGUUGUCAGCUGUGAGGCCUUCUAUAGAGAGGUGUAUGGCUUUCCAAAACCUGUCCAGUAAAUUUGAUUUACCACAGACAGACUCAAUCACAGUGUAGAAACAUCUCAGCAAAAGAGGAAUGGGAGGCAUCUGUUUUUUUGUUUUGUUUUUUUUUUGUUUGUUCGUUUU
Messenger RNA from Cheilinus undulatus (humphead wrasse), 5847 nucleotides. RefSeq names its product shootin 2 (gene shtn2). The coding region runs from base 124 to 1794 and encodes 556 amino acids. The transcript has 17 exons. The record is from RefSeq and is a predicted model, not a curated record. NCBI's taxonomy places the organism in Eukaryota, Metazoa, Chordata, Actinopteri, Labriformes, Labridae.